This is a messenger RNA of Penicillium argentinense, 246 nucleotides long. RefSeq lists its product as uncharacterized. Bases 1 to 246 code for a protein of 81 amino acids. The record is from RefSeq and is a predicted model, not a curated record. Lineage: Eukaryota; Fungi; Ascomycota; Eurotiomycetes; Eurotiales; Aspergillaceae. The transcript has a single exon.
AUGGACAACCCAGCCAUUUCUGUGAAAGUCAAAGGGCACUAUGGUGGCCUCCAUUGGGUCGGCCUUUACGCACGACAUGCCGCCGACGACACCAACCAGUUCAUUGCCGUGAGGACCACCAACCGCUUGCUACCGGCGUACGCCGAGCGCAUCAAGACCUAUGAAAACUACAAGAACUGGUAUAGCCUGGACGGGCCCCUCUACUUACUUGAUAGCACGAUCACCCUGUUCUCAAAGCAACUUUAA